Carcharodon carcharias (great white shark) is the source of this 884-nucleotide messenger RNA. RefSeq names its product centromere protein S (gene cenps). The record is from RefSeq and is a predicted model, not a curated record. The transcript is spliced from 5 exons. Gene Ontology annotation, molecular function: protein heterodimerization activity; chromatin binding. Bases 30 to 434 code for a protein of 134 amino acids. Gene Ontology annotation, biological process: replication fork processing; resolution of meiotic recombination intermediates. NCBI's taxonomy places the organism in Eukaryota, Metazoa, Chordata, Chondrichthyes, Lamniformes, Lamnidae. Gene Ontology annotation, cellular component: FANCM-MHF complex; Fanconi anaemia nuclear complex.
AGGGGGGAUUCUGUCUGCCGCGGGAGGACAUGGCGGCCGAGGCCGCGCUCUCUCAGAGGCUUCGUGCUGCUGUUCACUACACAGUUGGACGUCUUUGUCAGGAGGUCGGGGAAGAUAAAGAGGUAGAGUUCAGUAAACAAACCAUUGCUGCCAUAGCAGAAACAACCUUCAGACAAUGUGAGAAUUUUGCCACAGACUUGGAGCUUUUUGCAAAACAUGGUAAACGGACCACUGUCAACACAGAUGAUGUGAAACUGCUGGCAAGGAGGAGCAAAGCACUGCUAAACUUCAUCACAGAGAAAUGUAAUGACCUUGCUUGCAGUAAUGCAGAGCAAAAAGAGAAGAGAGCGCUCACCACAGGAAAAGGAAAGAAGAAACCUGAUGACCACCUUGAGCCCAUAGUAACUGAGAGUGAAGAUGCUACCAUCGACUAAUCUACAGAAAAGGCAUUUCAAAUUGGAACUGGAGCCUAGAGUGACAUCACUGUAGGUCACUCAAAUUUUCCCCCAACCAAUUUUCUCAGGUCUCCUUUUGGAGAGGUGGGGAUUUCACGCUACAAAUGAACACGAGAAUUACAUGAAGUAGAGUAUGCGAUGGUUAUGGAAAUGAACAAAUAACAUGAGAUACAGGAAAAACAGAUGUCAUUCUAUCUUAGUAUGGCUACUAAUUUUAAAUGGUAGCCAGUGGCUUUGGAGUAUAAUUUACAGUUGUAUUAUCCAUCACAAAUAAGGUUCUCCCAGGAUUUCUGAUACAUUGAAAUUAGUUUUUGCACUCUUAAUAGGAAUGCUUAAUUUGCCUGUGCAAAAUAAUAGCACCUAUUACUUUCUUCACUGUUUUUUGGCGUCUUUCAGUGCUCAGGUUUUGCAUUAAAACAGAUGUAUUAA